Molecule: messenger RNA, 1444 nt
Organism: Heterocephalus glaber (naked mole-rat)
Lineage: Eukaryota; Metazoa; Chordata; Mammalia; Rodentia; Bathyergidae
Source: RefSeq, a predicted model, not a curated record
GAAGUGGAAGCGCCUGGAUGUGAGACAGUGCCGCCCACACGCUCUGCAGACUGAGGUUGCCGCUGGCAGCAAGGGAGGGUCCUAGUUCCGGUCUCAGAACCUGACAGAGGCUUGCAGGAGACUGCGUAGGUUACAGGCCAGGAGGCUGGGUGUGUGAGCAGGAACAUGGCAGCCGCAGUGUCAGGUGCCAGGCCCUGUAACUUCUCGGCAGCCGCCAACCACGUGCUCAGCAGCUACCAGGAAAACUUCCUGUGCCCCGUCCUGAUAGCCGAGUUCCUGGUGGCCGUGGCUGGCAAUGGCCUGGCCCUGUACCGCUUCUGCACCCAGGAGCCGUGGCCCUGGAACCCAGCUGUGGUCUUCUCGGCACAGCUGGCAGUCAGCAACCUGCUCUAUGCACUGACGCUUCCCGCACUGGUUGCCUACCUCUACCCGCCCAAGAACUGGGCCUAUGGUGCGGUGGCCUGCCGCCUGGAGCGCUUCCUCUUCACCUGCAACCUGCUGGGCGGCAUCAUUUUCCUCACCUGCAUCAGCCUUAACCGCUACCUGGGCGUCGCCCACCCCUUCUUCGCACGCAGCCACCUGCAGCCCAAGCACGCCUGGGCCACCAGUGUUGCUGGCUGGGGCCUGGCUGCCCUGCUGGCCGCCCCCACACUCGGCUUCUCGGGCCUCAAGGAGCCGGUGGUGGUGGGCGAGUGCAGCGUGGCCAGGCCUGAGGCCUGCACUGAGUGCCUGGGGACAGCCGACAGCCACCAGCUCGGGGGCUACAGAGCCUACAGCCUGGCGCUGGCGGGGCUGGGUGGGGCGCUGCCACUGCUGCUCUCACUGGCAGCCUACAGUGCCCUGGGCCAGGCUGUGUUGCGCAGCUCUGGACUGAGGGCAGCUGAGCAGCUGCGCGUGGUGGUGCUGGUGGCCAGCGGAGUGGCCCUGUAUGCUGUCUCCUAUGUGCCCUACCACGUCACACACGUGCUCAACGUGGACGCCCGACGGCGCUGGCUAGCACACUGCCCAGACUUCACCAGCGAGGCACAGGCCAAGCGGGCACUGGAGCUCGGGCCCUUCCUGGGCUACCAGGUGACGCGCGGCCUUGUGCCCCUGGCCAUCUGCAUCCACCCACUGCUCUACAUGGCUGUGGCACCCAGCUUGGGCUGCUGCAUGGGGCACAGGGGUCCCGAGGACAGGAGCCUCGGCCACCAGGACCUGCCUCUCUCCACCAGUGCCACCGCCACAGCCUCAGCGCCCCAGUGCCUGGCCCAUCUCCAGCCCAGUUCCUCACAAGGCACUGGGAGGUGAGGACCCAGGGCACAACAGGCCCUCGGCCACUUCCUCCCCAAAGGCUGGCACCCACCCUCAGGUGGGACAGAACAGCAGCACACAGUCCCCACCCGAGGCACACCCAGCCUGGGGAGGGGACGGACAAUGAACAGGACACAGGCCGGGCGCUGUC